Messenger RNA from Teleopsis dalmanni, 4020 nucleotides. It is a transcript of the gene Frl, whose product is annotated as formin-like protein. The transcript has 9 exons. Lineage: Eukaryota; Metazoa; Arthropoda; Insecta; Diptera; Diopsidae. Gene Ontology annotation, biological process: regulation of cell shape; cortical actin cytoskeleton organization; cell migration. Gene Ontology annotation, molecular function: small GTPase binding; actin filament binding. Gene Ontology annotation, cellular component: cytosol. The coding region runs from base 215 to 3766 and encodes 1183 amino acids. The record is from RefSeq and is a predicted model, not a curated record.
UUUGGAUCUGUUCAACGAAAUAAAGGAGCAACUUUCAAGUUGCCCAGCAAAAACUCGUGCACUCUGUCGCACUGUCCAGACGACAGUGUGGGACGCUGUAUCAUCAAUAAGUGCAGUAUUAUACGCUCCGGAUAGCAUUGGAGAAGCCGGCGGAGGUGGAGGCGGUUCCGGACAAGGCCCAGGCGGCGGAAGUACGAGUCGUGUAGCAGCCAUUAUGGGUGCCGUUAAAUCCCGCCAUUUAACGACAGCCGACAAUUUAGUCGAGGAAGGUGGGGCCGGUGGCUCUUCACAUUUUCAUACUCUCAAGAACGGUGGUUCAAAUACUACUGGAUUUUUGCAAAAACAAGAUUUACGCUAUGAUAUUGGCACCAAUUCACAGUAUCAUCAUGUAAGACAACCAAGUGUGCGAAGUCGUAGUCAACAACCAAUGCCAACAUCUGAGGAACUGGAUCGAAGAUUUGCUAAAGUUUUGGCUUCAAUGGAUUUACCACCAGACAAAGCUAAACUUUUGAAAAACUACGAUGAUGAAAAGAAAUGGGAUAUUAUAUGUGAUCAGGAAAGGGUACAGGCGAAGGAUCCACCAUCGCAUUAUUUGAACAAACUACGUACUUACCUAGAUCCCAAAGCAUCACGUAGUCAUAGACUUUUCUUCCUCUACUUUUUUUGUCAGAAACGAAAAAUGGUUGGUGAAUCCACAUCCACUCAGGUGUUACGUGAUUUGGAAAUAUCAUUACGCACAAAUCAUAUAGAAUGGGUUAAGGAGUUUUUGGAUGAAACGAAUCAAGGACUAGAUGCUCUCGUUGAUUAUUUAAGUUUUCGUCUACAAAUGAUGCGCCACGAACAGCGAGUGCAAGAAGCUUUGUCAGAAUCGGAAGAAAGGCUGAAUAUGACGAAUAGUAUGGGCAGUGGAAUUGGUGGCACACCAAACGAUGCUGGAAGUACAUCUCUAGGUGGUGGAGGUUGUAGUAAUAAUACAAUGGGAAAUUCCAGUUUAUUAGACUCAACAAGACAACAAUCUUCGCUUGCUACACACACAAGCUUGAAUAAUGGAUUUUUACGUCCCUCGCUGGCCGAGGUACUGGAUAGUCCAAGCAUUAAACGCCGUUCACGCCACAUUGCUAAAUUGAAUAUGGGUGCGUCGACAGAUGAUAUACAUGUUUGUAUAAUGUGUUUACGCGCUAUAAUGAACAACAAAUAUGGCUUCAACAUGGUGAUACAGCAUCGCGAAGCUAUUAAUUGUAUAGCUCUAAGUUUAAUACAUAAAUCUUUACGUACAAAAGCAUUGGUACUAGAACUAUUAGCUGCAAUAUGUUUGGUGAAAGGUGGACAUGAAAUCAUACUUUCCUCCUUUGACAAUUUCAAAGUUGUCUGCCAGGAGAAACGACGUUUCCAAACCCUAAUGGAAUAUUUUAUGAAUUUUGAAGCUUUUAACAUUGAUUUUAUGGUGGCUUGCAUGCAAUUUAUGAAUAUUGUAGUGCAUUCGGUGGAGGAUAUGAAUUACCGCGUUCAUUUGCAGUACGAAUUUACUGCGUUAGGAUUAGAUAAAUAUUUGGAGAAACUGCGUAUGACUGAAUCUGAAGAACUAAAGGUACAAAUUUCUGCUUACCUUGAUAAUGUCUUCGAUGUAGCAGCUUUGAUGGAGGAUUCAGAAACAAAAACAGCUGCUUUAGAACGUGUACAAGAACUUGAAGAUCAAUUAGAACGUGAAGUUGAUCGUAAUUCAGAGUUAAUGUAUAAAUUAGCAGAGUUAGAGAAUGAAGCACUCACUUUAAAAGUUGAACGAGAAGAACUGUUGGCAACGAAGCUAAAAUUCGAUGAAGAGGUUACAACAUUAAGGCGUAUUCUGAAGCAAAAUGAGCAAGAACUGAAAAAACGUGAUUCACUUUUACAAAGUAAAAAUUUAGAAUUACAAACCUUAACACGCUCAUUGCCACGCUCAAAUGGCGAUGGUCCACAGGUAAAUGGAAAUGCUACAUCACCAAGCAACAGUCCAACAUUACCACCGCCUCCACCACCUUUAUCGGCAGCAAAUUCGCCAACUGCAAUGGCUCCACCGCCACCACCACCACCACCUCCGCCAGCACCGCCUGUGCCACCACCACCACCAUGCAUGCCUGGUGCAGGUGACUUGAUGAAUGGUUUAAUGCAGUACCCAGGAAGUCAGGUUAAUGGCGGUUUACAAAACCGUUUGCCCGCACAAGCCAAUGCUGUUUUACAUUCAUUCCAACCACCACCACCACCAGUAGCAGGAUUUAUGCCGGCACCUGAUGGAGCUAUGACGAUUAAACGAAAAGUGCCCACAAAAUACAAGCUGCCAACAGUAAAUUGGAUUCCGCUGAAACCAAAUCAGGUACGAGGUACAAUAUUUAAUGAAUUGGAUGAUGAAAAGUUAUUUAAAUACAUCGACUUCAUUGAAUUCGAAGAACGCUUUAAAAUAGGCAUUGGAGGUUCUUUGUCAAAUGGUAACAAAUCAGAGGUAGAUGGUUUACAAUCGUAUCCAAGCAAACGUUUCAAGAAACCGGAUCAUGUGUCACUGCUCGAACACACGAGAUUACGAAAUAUUGCAAUCUCUCGACGAAAAUUGGACAUGCCCAUUGAUGAGGUUAUAGCGGCUAUACACAGUUUGGAUUUGAAAAAGUUAUCUUUGGAGAACGUUGAAUUAUUACAAAAAAUGGUCCCAACAGAUGUAGAAGUCAAGUUAUAUAAAGAAUAUAUUGUUGAGCGAAAGGACCAAAAUCUACUAACUGAAGAAGAUAAAUUUAUGCUGCAGUUUUCGCGUGUCGAACGUAUUUCAUCCAAAUUAUCCAUAAUGAACUACAUGGGCAAUUUCUUUGACAGUAUACAUUUAAUUAGUCCGCAAAUUUUGUCAAUUUAUACUGCUGCAAAUUCAGUGAAACAGUCUCGUAAAUUUAAAGAAAUUUUAGAAAUUGUAUUAGCAUUUGGAAACUACCUCAAUAGCAGUAAACGCGGUCCAGCAUAUGGAUUUAAAUUGCAAUCCCUUGAUACAUUAGUUGACACGAAAUCAACUGAUAAGCGUUCCUCUUUACUUCAUUAUAUUGUUAGUACAAUUCGGCAAAAAUUCCCUGAUCUCUUAAGUUUUGAUACUGAGCUGUAUAGCACUGACAAAGCAUCACAAGUUUCACUUGAAAACAUUAUAACAGAUGUACAUGACUUGGAGAAAGGUAUGGAACAAGUAAAGAAAGAAGCUGAACUCAGAGUAAAAGGUGCUCAAACUCACAUUUUGCGGGACUUCCUUAAUAACUCUGAAGAUAAGUUGAAGAAAGUGAAAUGCGAGUUGAAGAAUGCACAGGAUGCAUUUAAAGAAUGCGUUGAAUAUUUCGGUGAAUCUUCACGUAAUACUGAGGCAGCAGCCUUUUUCGCACUGAUUGUACGGUUUGCACGAGCAUUUAAGGUACACGAUCAAGAGAACGAACAAAGAAGAAGAAUCGAAAUAGCCGCUGCUUCGAAAAAAGAGAAUGAGCAGGUCAUAUUACGCAAUAAAAUGAACCAAAAGAAACAGCAGUUACCAAAUACAUGCGCGCUGUCCUUACAGGAUGCAGUCAUCAAUGAAUUGAAAACAAAAGCAAAUUCUGUACGCGAAAAGAAACUACUGCAACAGGAUGAAGUUUACAAUGGCGCUCUCGAAGAUAUUUUAUUGGGUCUGAAAAUCGAACCUUAUCGAAGGGCUGAUGCCGUACGACGUAGUCAGCGUAGGCGUAUCGAUAACAAUCGUCUUUCACGUACUUUAGAGGAAUUAGAUGUCUAAAUAGAAAACAUAUUCUAACACCUCAACAUUUCAUCAUGGAGAACAAUACUUUGAUAUUAAAUUUUUGUAAAAAAGUACAUUUUAAAUAUAUUUUUAUUAUUAUUUAAGUUUUCGUAACAUGUACGUUAAUAAUAUCUUAAAAGAUAACUUAUAAAUUUAAAUAAAUGCCAAUUUGACUGCAAAUUCGAAAUCAGAAAAGCUAAAGCUUAGUCGUUAUAGUAAUGAAUAUUGAAUAUAUUAUUCGAAAAAAAUUA